Molecule: messenger RNA, 1552 nt
Organism: Glycine soja
Lineage: Eukaryota; Viridiplantae; Streptophyta; Magnoliopsida; Fabales; Fabaceae
Product: putative thiamine biosynthesis oxidoreductase ThiO
Exons: 9
Coding region: 85-1434 (449 amino acids)
Cellular component (GO): cytoplasm
Molecular function (GO): oxidoreductase activity
Source: RefSeq, a predicted model, not a curated record
UUAUUAAGCAAAACACCUCUACCUUUUUGGCUGUUGCCUCCUGUUCACGGGGACAAGAGCAGUAAGUGAAAGUAACAGACGGACAUGAAGAGCCUCAAUUUGUGGCCGAACCCUAAUGGAAGGAUUUUGCCUCGCAUUUCAACAUGUCCAACACUCAACCUUGUCUAUUCUGUUCCUCCUUCUCCUUCUUCAGUUCGAUGCCAUAGCUCUCCAACUCAAUUGCCGCUCAGGUGCGCAGUGCUCGGUGCUGGAUUCGCUGGCCUCUCAGUUGUUUGGCAUUUGUUGAAGCAAAGUCCUAAGGAGUUGCAAAUGAGAAUUGAUAUAUAUGAUGAAGUGGGUAUUGGGGGUGGUGCUUCUGGAGUAUCUGGGGGUCUUCUUCACCCUUAUUCCCCUAAAGUUAAGCUUCUCUGGGAGGGUGCUCAGUGUUGGAAAGAGAGCAUGAAGCUUUUGAGAGUUGCUGAAGAAGCUAGUGUCUCCAAAGACUGCAGAACUGGAGAAUCUGCUGAAGAUAUGAAAGCUUUUGUAGCUCACAAAAGGGGCAUCUUAAGACCAGCAACAGAUAUGAAGAACAUGAUCAAAUUGAAUGAUAAUGUCAAGACUUGUCUUCCUAGCUGCAGAGUAGAAACACUUAAUGACAAAGAGGCUCAAAGUCUUUUACCUGGUGUAUGUUUACCAUUCAACACUGCUUUCUAUAUGCCUGAAGCUCUAAAUAUCAAUUCCCAACACUAUCUUCAGGCACUUUUCCAAGGUUGCAAAAAUUUGGUGAAAGAAUCCUCCACUCUUGAGUCUGGACACAAACAACUUAGUUUACACAAAAGAUCUGUUCAUAGACUUUCCGAUUUUGAAGGGGAAUAUGACGCAGUCAUCAUAUGCCUAGGUGCCAAGGUGAACAUGCUUCCUGAGAUCUCGGGGAGGCUUCCUUUAAGGACUUGUAGGGGUGUAAUUGCACACCUGGAAUUGCCUGAUGAUAUGAUCGGUUAUCCCGAGAGUGGGCCGUCAAUAUUAUCAGAUGCAUGGAUUUCUGUUCAGGGUCCUCGUAGUCUGAAAGUGGGCUCAACUUGGGAGUGGAAAUCCAUUAAUUCAUUGCCAAAUGUCUCAACUGACGAAGCUACGAAAGCUCUUCUGGAGCUUUUGCCAAAGGCAUCUACCAUUUAUCCUGGAAUAAAGGAUUGGGUUUUCACUGGAGCAAGAGCUGGUCUGAGGGCAAUGCCUCCACUCACCACCCUUGGAUCACUUCCACUUUUGGGUUGUAUAAAUGAUGUAAUAGGCAGAAACCAUACUUGUAGGUAUUGGUUAUUUGGAGGGUUAGGUUCAAGAGGAUUGUUAUACCAUGCUUGGCUAGGUAAUUUGAUGGCACAAGCUGUGCUUUCCUGUAAUGAAGAAGUCAUUCCAUCUGAGUUGACAUCUUGGAAAGCCACUGAACCCAAAAUUUAGCAUUCAAUUCUAAAUACAUUAUGACAAUGUUGAAUUUAGAAGAGAAAUUUUCCUGAGCUUUGAAUCUUGUGUAGCUUUACUGUGAUGCACAGGGAAAGCUACAAAAGAUUGGUUUGUA